Molecule: messenger RNA, 3034 nt
Organism: Engraulis encrasicolus (European anchovy)
Lineage: Eukaryota; Metazoa; Chordata; Actinopteri; Clupeiformes; Engraulidae
Gene: nelfb
Product: negative elongation factor complex member B
Exons: 13
Coding region: 143-1894 (583 amino acids)
Biological process (GO): negative regulation of transcription elongation by RNA polymerase II
Cellular component (GO): nucleus; NELF complex
Source: RefSeq, a predicted model, not a curated record
UAGUUGCACACCCAGGAAGUGUGCUCCUGUGGAACAAUACCAACAACAAGAAGUGACAGACUUUCUGUUUUACAAAACCGUAAGCGUAUGCAUAGUUGAUAUUCUCAGAAUACAGCCGAGGAGCCUCUACAAGGGGUUGAAAAUGUUUUCGGGGCUAAGCGAGCUCGGCAUAUCAAGCGGCGAGGAUCUGAAAGAGACUCUUACCAACUGCACAGACCCACUGAAAGCCAUUGACCAGUUUCAGACGGAAAAUGGCAUUUUGCUGCCAACGCUGCAGUCUGCUCUCCCAUUUCUGGAUCUUCAUGGGACUCCACGACUGGAGUUUCACCAGUCGGUCUUCGACGAAUUGCGCGACAAACUCAUGGAGCGUGUCGCCGCGAUAGCUGAAGGGAAGGAAGAGGACAGAUAUUCCAAACUGGAGGAAUUACUGGAGAAAAGCUUUCCCCUGGUGAAGAUACCUUCAAUCCAGCCGGUAGUUAUGCAGGUUCUUAAACACCUGCCAAAGGUCCCCGAGAAGAAGCUGAAACAGGUGAUGGCCGACAAAGAGCUCUACAAAGUGUGUGCCGUGGAGGUGAAAAGGCAGAUCUGGCAGGACAACCAGGCGCUGUUUGGAGACGAGGUCUCACCUCUACUGAAGCAGUACAUCGUGGAGAAGGAGGCGGCGCUCUUCAGCAGCGACCUGUCCAUACUGCACAACUUCUUCAGCCCUUCGCCCAAGACCCGGCGCCAAGGGGAGGUUGUCCAAAAGCUGACACAGAUGAUUGGGAAGAACGUCAAGCUGUAUGACAUGGUGCUGCAGUUCCUGCGCACCCUGUUCCUACGCACGCGUAACGUCCACUACUGCACCCUGCGGGCAGAGCUGCUCAUGUCCCUCCACGACCUCGACAUCAGUGAGAUCUGCCUCGUCGACCCCUGUCACAAGUUCACCUGGUGUUUGGACGCCUGCAUUCGGGAAAAGUUUGUCGAUGCCAAGCGGGCCCGGGAGUUGCAAGGCUUCCUGGACGGGGUCAAAAAAGGACAAGAACAAGUACUGGGGGAUCUGUCUAUGAUCCUUUGUGACCCGUUUGCCAGCAAUACACUGGUGCUGAGUACGGUCAGAAACCUGCAGGAGCUGCUCAGUCAGGAUGCUCUUCCCAGGGACAGUCCAGACCUGCUGUUGCUGCUGAGAAUGCUGUGUCUCGGCCAAGGUGCCUGGGACAUGAUCGACAGCCAAGUGUUCAAGGAGCCUAAACUGGAGCUAGAGGUGGUGACGCGCUUCCUGCCUGCCAUGAUGUCCAUCGUGGUGGACGACUACACCUUCACGGUGGAGCAGAAGCUGCCCAGCGAGGAAAAGACCUCUGUUGCCUACCCCACUACUUUGCCUGAAACAUUCACCAAAUACCUCCAGGAGAACCGAGUUGCCUGUGAGAUGGGUCUGUACUAUGUGCUCCACAUUGCCAAGCAGAGGAACAAAAAUGCACUGCAGAGGUUACUUCCUGCUUUAGUGGAGACUCACAACGACGCUGCGUUCGGUGACAUCUUUCUGCAUCUCCUGACCGGACACCUGACGCUGCUCUCGGACGAGUUUGGAUCGGAAGAGUUCUGCACCGCCGUUUAUGACGGAUUUCUCCUCACGUCCUGUUCCAGCAAAGAGAAUGUGCACAGACACACCCUCCGCCUUCUGAACCACCUCAGUGUGAAGGUGCAGCCCACUGUCAUGGAAACUCUAGUGAAGACCUUGGAGCCUCCUAAACAGUGCAGUGACCCAGUGAAGGAGCUGUACACACAGCUGACGGAGAAGCUGGAGGCCCAGAAGAAGAGCCCCCCAGAGCCCGAGGAGGCGGCCCCCUCUUCCCUGGACCUGGGACUGCACCCCAUCACCGUCCCCCCCACCACGCCCACCACCCCCAUCUGAGGGCCCACUACAUCCAUAUGAUUUCCCACCACUCUCCAUAUGAGGGCCCCCUGUUCCAUAUGAAUUCCCACCACUCUCCAUACGAGGGCCCAUUAGCCUGCUAUGAGGAGCCACCACACCCCUCUGUGGGCCCACUACAUCAAUAUGACUUCCCACCACUCUCCAUAUGAGGGCCCAUUAGCCGGCUCUGAGGAGCCACCAGCCACAUAUGAUUUCCUCCCCCCCUCCCCCUUUAUGAGGACCGUUUUAACCCCCAUGGAAGGGCCCAGCCUGCUCUGGAUAUCGCCCACCAUCCUGAUUGUACCGCCUGCUCUGUGGGCCCACCACUCAGCCCCCCUGGGGGCCACCCGGCUCCCUCCUCUCUCUGCACCAUGCACCUCAUCACCAUCAUCAUCUCCAUCCCCACCACGCACAUCUGAGAUCCCAGCACCCGUACAUCAGGGCCCCACCAUCCCCGAUAUGAGAUCCCCACUACCCCCAUAUGAGGACACAGCCUGCUCUUAAGAUCCACCACUCUAUUUUUGAUCACCCACCUCACCGAUUGAACCACCUGGCGCCUAGACUCUGCUCUGAGUGCCCACCCAUGCAUGAGUAGGACAAAGUCCCAGGUGGCCGCCAAACCUGGUGUGCAUUUCCCAACAUGGCAGUCGCUAGCAUGUGGUAGCCAUUGCUGUGACUUGCAAUGCAAAUGGACAUUGCCAAUCAGCUAUGGUGCUAAAUGGCUAGCCACUAUGGUGCUGGGAAAUGCACUCCUUGGACAGCUGUGCUAAAACUGAGACUGGAGAUGCCACAUCUCACGUGUCACACGUCAGACUGUCCAAACAGCAGGCAAUCUCAUGACAUUGAGACAAUAAUCAGUGGGAUGUAUUUUUUAAAGGACUGUGGAGCUCCUGUUUGUUUCUUUUUGUAUGUUUUCUAAAAUUAUAUUUUAAAUCUUUUUUUGUCAUUCUUAAUUACAGGGGUCAAGGAGAAAUGUUUCAUUAUUGUGUGUUUUUAUUAUUUCAUGAAAAAGUAGGCUCAUUUAAUUGUUGUAUAUGUUCAAAGUAUAUUUUCGUAUGUGCGUUGUUAAGACUGAAUUUUCUUCUAUGUGCGAAUUGUGUCUGUGGCACAGCGAGCUGUAAAUAAAGUAACUGUAGUAAA